AUGACAUUGACAUCCAAUAUUUUCUCAUUCAUUUUCACUUUUCACUAAAUUUCACUGAUGUAUAAAAUUAAUUACUCCUGUCUGCUGUGUAUUUUUGUCGUUGGAUUUGGAUAUAAUAAAGGAAAUUGAUAAAAAAUUAUACUUUACAGUUUGUAUCUUAUCACCGACCGAGCGGUUUGUGUUGUGUUAAGUUUAUUUGAUUUGUUAGCUAUGGAAUCUAAGAUUGAAAUUAAGGAAGAGUAUCUUGGAAGUAGUCAAAUACACAAAGAAAAUAAACUAUCCACAAUAAUUGAUCCUGGGCAUAUUAAGAGUGGUCCAGUAGAUAACUCAGUUAUAGCUGUAAAAACUGAAAUUAAGGAAGAGUUUGGUGAUGGUAAUCGAAGAUAUGUGGAGAGUCAACCAUCCACUUUUCUUGAUCUGGAAGGAUUCAAGAAUGAACCAGAAUUUAAUUCAGCUCUGAUAAUAAAAGCUGGUGUUAAGGAAGAGCUCCUUGAAGGUGAUCUAAGAUAUAUAAAGUGCCAACUGUCCACUUCCCUUGAUCUAGAAGGAUUGAAGAAUGAGUCAGAUGAAUAUAACUCAGAUGAGGCAGUAAAAGCUGAAUUUAAGGACGAGUUUGUUGAAGAUGAUCCAACAUGUAUAGAGAGUCAGCCGUCCACCUCCCAUGAUCUUGGAGACUGCAAGAAUGAAGACACAUCAGGCUUUCUUGAAGAGAAUACGUAUCCAUCUAUUGAAGAAAAAACAAUAAAAUGUGAAAUUUGUUUUAAACGUUUUAGCCAAGCAGGUCAUUUGAAAACACAUUUGAGAGUGCACACUGGGGAAAAAUCUUACAAGUGUGAAAUUUGUUUUAGGCAAUUUAGUGACGCAAGUAAUUUGAAAACACAUCUGAGAGUGCACAGUAAAGAAAAGCAUUACAAGUGUGAAAUUUGUUCUAAACAAUUUAGCCAAGCAUAUUAUUUGAAAUCACAUUUUAGAGUGCACACUGCAGGGGAAAAACCUAACAAGUGUGAAAUUUGUUUAAAACAGUGUACUACUGCAAGUCGUUUGAAAAAACAUUUGAAAGUGCACACUGCGGAAAAACCUUACAAGUGUGAAAUGUGUUGUAAGAAAUUUAUUCAAGCAAAUCAUUUUAAAACACAUUUGAGAGUGCACACUGAAGAAAAACCUUAUAAGUGUGAAAUUUGUUUUAAACAGUUUAACCAAGCAACUAAUUUAAAAACACAUUUGAGAUUGCACACUGGAGAAAAACCUUAUAAGUGUGAAAUUUGCUUCAAACGGUUUGCUUAUAAACUGUCUUUAGACAUACAUACGAAAGUUCACACCGGGCAAAAACCUCACAAGUGUGAAAUUUGUUUUAAGCAGUUUACAACAGCAAAUAGUUUAAAAGCACAUUUGAGAGUACACACUGGAGAAAAUCCGUACAAGUGUGAAAUUUGUUUUAAACAAUUUAGUGAAGCAAGGAAUUUAAAAGCACAUUUGAGAGUACACACCGGGGAAAAACCUUAUAAGUGUGAAAUUUGCUUUAAACAGUUUGCUUAUAAACUGUCUUUAGACAUACAUACGAAAGUUCACACCGGGCAAAAACCUCACAAGUGUGAAAUUUGUUUUAAGCAGUUUACAACAGCAAGUAGUUUAAAAGCACAUUUGAGAGUACACACUGGAGAAAAGCCGUACAAGUGUGAAAUUUGUUUUAAUCAAUUUAGUGAAGCAAGGAAUUUAAAAGCACAUUUGAGAGUACACACUGGAGAAAAACCUUAUAAGUGUGAAAUUUGCUUCAAACAGUUUGCUUAUAAACUGUCUUUAGACAUACAUACGAAAGUUCACACCGGGCAAAAACCUCACAAGUGUGAAAUUUGUUUUAAGCAGUUUACAACAGCAAGUAGUUUAAGAGCACAUUUGAGAGUACACACUGGAGAAAAGCCGUACAAGUGUGAAAUUUGUUGUAAGCAGUUUAAGCAGUUACAGAGUUUAAAAACACAUUUGGGAGUACACACUGGGGAAAAACCUUACAAGUGUGAAAUUUGCUUAAAACAGUUUAUUACAGCAAGAUAUUUAAAAUUACAUAUGAGAUUGCACACUGGAAAGAAUCCUUAUAAGUGUGAAAUUUGCUUCAAACAGUUUGCUUAUAAAAAUGCUUUAGACAUACAUACGAAAGUUCACACCGGGCACAAACCAUACAAGUGUGAAAUUUGUUUUAAGCAGUUUUCUCAGAAAGGUAGUUUGGAAAGACAUUUAAAAACUCAACACUAGAUAAAAACCAGGCGAAUGUGAAUUUUGUUUCAAAUUGUGCUGGCACGGUCAUACAAAUCAAUUCUUGAAUUAGUACCCGGAUUUGAUUUUAUUCUUAAAAAUUGUAUUUGUUUUUGAUGAAAGAAUGUGAUGUACCUUUAGGCUAUAAAUCAGAUACAUUGUAUUGGAAAAACAAAAAAAUUAAUUAAGUAAUAAACGUAUUUCAUUAAAUUGCUCAAAACUUGGGUACUUAUACCUACUAAAACCUGUGAAUUAAUAAAAUGCUCUAGAAAUUAAAAAGUUGCUU
Messenger RNA from Diabrotica virgifera virgifera (western corn rootworm), 2533 nucleotides. RefSeq names its product zinc finger protein 227-like. The transcript is spliced from 5 exons. Gene Ontology annotation, biological process: negative regulation of transcription by RNA polymerase II; regulation of cytokine production; regulation of immune system process. Gene Ontology annotation, cellular component: nucleus. The record is from RefSeq and is a predicted model, not a curated record. The coding region runs from base 211 to 2247 and encodes 678 amino acids. Lineage: Eukaryota; Metazoa; Arthropoda; Insecta; Coleoptera; Chrysomelidae.